AUGGCUCUCGGUAGCAUCUCGCUGGGCUACCUGCUCUUUUCACUCCUCCAUUUCGGCCAGUUUGUUCUCGCCAUCACCGUCUGCGCGCUGUAUGGCAUCGACCUAGAUCGCGCCCGCAAGGCCGGUGUCGCGGCUGAUGGGAAAUGGGUCUACGCAGAGGUCGUCGGCGGGCUCGCGGCCCUGACGAGCAUUCUCUACUGCAUUCCCUACAUUCUCCGGUUUGCGCUGGUCUGGGCGUGGAACUUGGUUCUCUUCAUUCUCUGGAUCGCCCUGUUCGGCUUGUUCGGCAAAAUGUACAUUCACGAGGACCCGGAGGGAAAUGGCGACAUUCAGCGCAUGAAGAACGCUGUGUGGGUUGUCCUUGCGAGCGCGCUUCUCUGGCUCAUUGGUGUCCUUGCACACUUCAUCUACUGGUGGGGCCACAGGGAGCGACGCAGCCGCUUCACCAGCCGCGCGAGGGUUUGA
Dichotomopilus funicola is the source of this 465-nucleotide messenger RNA. RefSeq lists its product as uncharacterized. Lineage: Eukaryota; Fungi; Ascomycota; Sordariomycetes; Sordariales; Chaetomiaceae. The coding region runs from base 1 to 465 and encodes 154 amino acids. The transcript has 2 exons. The record is from RefSeq and is a predicted model, not a curated record.